AUGCUUAGUUGGAGGAAGAUCACGGCACGUGAUCUCCGACCUGUUUAUCUGAACUUCAGUUCUAGAUCCUGUUGUAGCUCUUCGAGCUACGUCUUGUAUAAUAGCCUGCCCCUGCCUGUACCUGUCAAUGGGAAUCUGAUCUGUUACGACCUGUUCCUACCAGUCAUCUCCUAUCAUACUGUCCUGCCAGCCCGCACCCUGACAAAGGAGCUUAGUGUUUACAUAGUAGCGUAG
Penicillium digitatum Pd1 is the source of this 234-nucleotide messenger RNA. The record is from RefSeq and is a predicted model, not a curated record. NCBI's taxonomy places the organism in Eukaryota, Fungi, Ascomycota, Eurotiomycetes, Eurotiales, Aspergillaceae.